AUGUAUCUUGGACUUCAUUCAAGGUCGACUUACAACACAGUACGACUGACACUCAAAAUGCAUUGCAAAGCCAUCGCCGCAGCGCUGGCCGCUAGCCUGGCAAUGGCCAUCGCUCAGACGACGACAUGUCAAUCAUACGUAAUUAUCAGUAUAAGAGGCACAUACGAGCUUCAAGGACGCAGCAUCGCAUUCGCUAGUAUGAUCAACGAUACUUUCGCCGCCGUGCCUGGUGGUAUUGAGUACGAUGCAGUAUACCCAGCGGCUGCAAAUCAAACAGCGUACCUAGGUGCCGACGAUGUCACCCGCUACAUCACCACCGGCCUUGAAUCCUGCCCAGACCAGAGCUACGCCAUCCUAGGCUACUCCCAAGGCGCCUCAGCCACAAUGCUCACCCUAGCGAACAUCACCGACCCAUCAACCGCUAUCUACAACUCCAUCAAAGCAGUCCUGGUCGUCGGCAACCCUUACCACGUGCCCAAUGCCAGCAUCAACAUCGACGAGUUCGGUGGCGACUCGACCCGGAAGUAUCCUGGAGCCAGCUAUCGUGCCGACAAUGCGAGUGCCGAUGGUAUUGCGGAGAUUUGCUAUCAGAAUGGCAAGCUGCUGGAUAUCUGCCAUACUGAGGAUAUUGUCUGUGCACCGGCGUAUCCUGAUGCGAGUUUUGUGCCGGGACAUUUGCGUUAUGGGGAUGCGGAUGUACAGGAGUUGGGGAGGAAAUUCUUGGUUGAGAAGCUGUCGGGCGGAGAGAAUGUGACAACAACGGGUUCAGCAAAUGGUACGAGCUCGAGCGGUUCGGCGCCAGCAACUUACACUGGUGCGGCUUCCAGUGUCCAAGUCGGUGCAGUCGGUGCAGUGCUGUGCUCAGGAUUGUUGGCUUGGAUGCUAUAG
Messenger RNA from Fulvia fulva, 888 nucleotides. RefSeq lists its product as uncharacterized. Gene Ontology annotation, molecular function: hydrolase activity. The record is from RefSeq and is a predicted model, not a curated record. Bases 1 to 888 code for a protein of 295 amino acids. Lineage: Eukaryota; Fungi; Ascomycota; Dothideomycetes; Mycosphaerellales; Mycosphaerellaceae. The transcript is spliced from 2 exons.